This is a messenger RNA of Lycium barbarum (goji berry), 1243 nucleotides long. RefSeq lists its product as uncharacterized. The transcript has 4 exons. The record is from RefSeq and is a predicted model, not a curated record. Bases 263 to 829 code for a protein of 188 amino acids. NCBI's taxonomy places the organism in Eukaryota, Viridiplantae, Streptophyta, Magnoliopsida, Solanales, Solanaceae.
GCACAUAGAUAUGCCAAUUGCCCUCAACAUUAUCUUCUAAUGUUAGGAAUGUUCCAAGCAUCCUUUGACCAUUUACAAAAGGUGAAUAACCAUGUCUUAAGGACACGUUUUUUCUUACCAAAACGACUUCGUUCCUUCUCGUCUUCUUCUUCCUCUCCAAGCUCAACAUGAAAUCCAUUUCCAUGGCCAAAUCCUACCCAUGUUGUCACCUUCAAUCUAAAGGAGUUGGAGAGAGGUAGACAAAGAAGUCUUAGGGUUAGCUAUGGAUCAUAUACAGUCAAGGGAAAGUGAUUUCGAGAUAGAUUUGGAGAGUGGGGGAACAACUAGUGAUGAAGAUGGAAGUAAUAACUAUGAUCUGACUGGUGAAAUUUCUAAUAAAGAGUUGUAUAAAGCGGGGAGUGGGCUUCGUGGAGUUCAAUUAUCCAAUGGAUCUGUAAGAAGCCAAGAUGGUUCAAAUACAUAUAAUAAGAAAUUUAGUGCUGAUGAGCUUCCUGUUAGGUGUACAGAAAUUUGGUCAAAUAAAAUCAGGGAAGAGAUGGAAAUUUUGAGGGACAACAAAAUGGAUAUUGACAAGACAAAGAAGCCAAAGCCUCCUAAACCACCUAGACCCCCAAAGGGUCCAUCAUUAGAUGCCUCUGACGUUAAGUUCGUCAAGGAAAUAUCUGAGCUUGCUAUAUGGAAGCGGAGAAGGACCGAAAGAAUCAAGGCAUUGAAGAAAGUUAAAAAGGAGAGUGGAUCAUCUUCGAAGAUGAAUAUAUUAGCAACGGUGAUCACAAUUCUGUUCUUGUUGGUUAUUAUAUUUCAAGGUGUUUUGGGCACUCGUGUAUGACAUCAGUGUGUAUGUCGCCUUUAAUUCAGUGAUCAGGGUUUUGUGGAUUUGGAAUGACGGAGGAACUGACUCGAACAAGUAAAAUCAUUUUGAAUCUUUUGACAAAUAGUGGCUGCUUAUUGUACAGAAAUGUAACAACUACUAUGGAUUUUGUAAAGAGCUCCUGAUAUUUGUAGGUGCUCUUAAGUAGCUAGAAAGAGGCACUCUGAUUACAUGCCCCUCGGAGCCAUGCAUGAUUUUGGUGUUGUACUCUGGGAAACAAGAAGUUUAGAAAAGGGUCAUUGCAGAGCUUCACUUGCGGAAUAGAAUUAACAUAUCUUGAUUUGAGAUAUGCGCGGCAUCACUGUUUAGGUCCUAUUAACUCUUCGUGUAUGUAUGGCUCCUUUUCUCUAUGUGAUUCAAUUUGACUUUUUU